Molecule: messenger RNA, 1140 nt
Organism: Pseudovirgaria hyperparasitica
Lineage: Eukaryota; Fungi; Ascomycota; Dothideomycetes; Acrospermales; Acrospermaceae
Exons: 1
Coding region: 210-950 (246 amino acids)
Biological process (GO): N-acetylglucosamine metabolic process
Cellular component (GO): cytoplasm
Source: RefSeq, a predicted model, not a curated record
ACGCAAGAGCUAGACACUAUGUGUAGAUACCCAGGAAUGCAAUGGAACGUGGGCAUGUGGCAUAGCUGCUACCUCGCAUGCGAUUUGAGUACCUUUGCCGCACACGUGUACCUCUCAUACCGGAAGCUCCACCACUCAGACGUAUCCCGUCUUACUAGAGCUCUCUCCAGCAUUCCAAUCUCUACAAUCUCCCAUUCGCCCUGGCAACAAUGCCUUCAACGCCAUCGUCCGAUACCAUUAAUACCUCCAAAGCGCACCAAGUUACCCACGAACUGCCUGAUGUCUGUCCCCGUCCUCUGCCCGGCGAAUCCGUUCAGACAUGGUCCUUCCUCGUAGACUCCGUCGCAACCAACGCCAUCGGUGAUCUGCGCCGCACACCUUCGCAGCUCUCACAAUACAACGAUUGGGCAGCGCGCAUACGGAAAACAUACGGAUCUGUCGGUGCCUUUGUGAUACAACGACGCUUACAAUGGGUUCCGCGCAAACACGAUGCAGACGGUACACCGCUUUUCGAGACCGUGUGCGGCGAAGACGGGAAUCCGCUGGCGGAUAGCAGAGACUACAAAGUUCUCCGUAACGACUGGCCGUAUGGGAUCGAGGACGGCAUCACGCAUCUUUGCGUGUGGAUGAAGGGCAGGUUAGGCUCUGGGGACGAGGUCCUUGCAAACGGAGAGACGGGCAGGAGAGGCCAAUUGACGAAGCAAGGUAGGGCGUGUGUCGACCAAUACGUGUACGAGACUUUCACGAAGCCGUUAAGGGAAAAAGCCAAUAUACAGGGCGAGGAAGUGGUGUUCAAUUGGGCAGGGAGUAGUAAUGGUGGCGGUGACGGUGUGCAUGUGUUGUGGUUCAAGAACUGGAUUGAGCUGCAGAGUGUCAGGGGCAUUGAUCAUAUCCAUGUGCUGCUAAGGGGUGCGACCGAGGGCAUGGUCGAGGCUUGGCUGGAUGGUUAAAUGGGCCGCGACUGAGCGGUAUAUAGAACGUGAUGAACGACGCAUAGAGAAUACUGAGGUACCCCUUGUAGAGUCAGUGGAACUACUAGACGUUCUCUCGGUCAAUUAGACUUGGGACUAGAUAUAGAAAUUCAAGAUAUAUACGCCUUACAACAGAAACAGUAAUUGAUCAUAGGAGCACACAUUACCU